AUGGACCUUUAUCAUGGUUUCAUCAUUUGGAUUCUUAUGGUUACAUUUAAAGGGGUGAGGACAAUUCAUCCAGAAUGUUCUAUAAUACUGCAUCUACAAGAAAAAGAAGCUGAAUGUCGGCUCAAAAUACAAACCAGUUCAAUGCAGUUUUUGUUCAACUCUAACGAUACUGAUACAGGUUGUCUUAUUGAGUGGGAUGGUGUGAACUGCUGGCCUACAGUCAGUGUUGGAGAGAGUGUCUCUGUGUCUUGCCCACCUCCUCUCCUGAAGUCCCAUGACUUCAUCAUCACCCGCACCUGCACUAGUCAGGGAUGGAGCAGACAGAGUGUGCCUUAUUACACUGCCUGCUUUCAAGACAACAGCACAGAACAGGAAGACACUGCUGGACAAAGACAAGAGUAUUUCGCCAUGGUAAAGUUGAUGUACACAGUUGGCUAUGGAGUGUCCAUUGGCUCUCUCUGCAUUGCAGUCUUCAUCUUCUGUAUCUUUAGGAAGCUGUUGUGUACACGGACAUACAUCCACCUCAACCUCUUCUCUACAUUUAUCCUGAGAGCUCUGGCUGUACUUAUAAAAGAUGCUGUGUUAUUCGCCGAUGAGACUGUCAAUCACUGUACCGUCUCUACGAUUUUAUGUAAGGCUGCGGUGGCAUUCUUCCAGUACUGUGUGCUAGCAAAUUUCUGUUGGCUGCUGGUGGAGGGACUUUAUCUUCACACACUGCUAGUGUUCACCUUUGCCCUCAAGAGGACAUUUUUCUGGUGGUAUACUCUUAUUGGCUGGGGAACUCCAUCUGUCACAGUAAUCAUCUGGACUUUCCUGAAACAUAAAUAUGACAAUCAGGGGUGCUGGGAUGACUUGGACAGUGGCUAUUGGUGGAUAAUCAAAAUUCCCAUUCUGAUUUCUGUAUUGGUGAAUUUUUUGGUGUUUGUUAAUAUAAGCAGGAUUAUUGUUGUGAAGACAAAAACCCCAGAGUCAAAUGGAGGAGACAGGCGACUUUACAGACGACUGGCUAAGUCAACUCUUCUACUCAUCCCUCUUUUUGGAGUUCACUACAUUGUGUUUGCACUGUUUCCCGAGCAUGUGGGUCUGGAGGCGAGGCUCUUCUUUGAACUUGUGCUAGGCUCCUUCCAGGGAUUCGUUGUGGCAUUGUUAUACUGCUUUUUGAACAGUGAGGUUCAGAAUGAAAUAAGCAAAGUGAUCGCAAAAUACAAGUCCCGAACUGAAAACAGCACUUUCCAAAUGGCAACCCAAGACUUCACAGCGUAAACCUGAGGAUAUUUUGUCACGAGUGCACUUCCUCUUGUUCUGGUUAUGUUGAAAUAACACUGUGAUGAUAAUGAAGUACACAAUGUUCUCACAAAUCACAUUUGAUCUCUUGGUCUUGUAAAAGACAUUGAAUUUGUUGUUAAAUCUCUGAGCUGGACUGUAGAUUAAUUUUUGCCUAUGCAAAAUUGCUUUGUUUUUUAAUCGUGUAUAAGCUAUACUGUAUAUGGACUAUUAUAUGUCAACAAAAGUGGUCACCAAAAUAUCACAAAAUGCACACAAGCACACUUUUCAACCAAAACAUUUCAGAAAAGUAAAUGUCCAUAAUAUGCACUACACCUGGGGUUACUGGGUUUGACUGGUUGGUUAAAAGUAAUUGCAAAAAUGGCAAGUAAACUUCAUUCUUCGUAAAAGGUCUAGCAUCAUUUCUUAGCAGAUGCCAGUUGGUUUGAUAUUUUGUUAUCUGAUGCAAAUACAUUCACAUUUUAAGUGUCGUUUAAAGCGAUAGU
Molecule: messenger RNA, 1769 nt
Organism: Myxocyprinus asiaticus (Chinese sucker)
Lineage: Eukaryota; Metazoa; Chordata; Actinopteri; Cypriniformes; Catostomidae
Product: vasoactive intestinal polypeptide receptor 1-like
Exons: 13
Coding region: 1-1263 (420 amino acids)
Biological process (GO): adenylate cyclase-modulating G protein-coupled receptor signaling pathway; cell surface receptor signaling pathway
Cellular component (GO): plasma membrane
Molecular function (GO): peptide hormone binding; G protein-coupled peptide receptor activity
Source: RefSeq, a predicted model, not a curated record